AUGAAUAGCUGGCAAUUGUUAUUUUUCUUCGUAGCCUGUUGCACUACUGGAGUCUUUUUUGGACAAAUCAAUGCUCAAAGUAGUGUGUGUCCAGUACAAUGUGUGAAUCCACUUGGUGGAAACGAAUGCAUUGCAAAAAUGUCGAUGUGUGACGGAGCUCGGGAUUGCCUGGAUGGAAGCGAUGAAGAUUCAGAUUAUUGCGGUGUCAGUUGCAGUCCGAAUGAAAUUCGUUGCAGAAAUUCGACGAACGGCCGAUUAUGCCUACCUAAAGCAACGAUGUGUAACGGGGUUCAGGAUUGUGGCGAUGGAAGUGACGAAGAUCUGAGCUAUUGCACAAGAGGUUGUAAUUCGCUUCAAAUCCGAUGUUUAAAUCCUACUGGUGGUCUAAUAUGCGUAGCUAAAACCGCAAUGUGCGAUAAUGUUCGGAAUUGUGCUGAUGGAAGUGAUGAAGAUCCAAAGUAUUGUGCUCCUAGUUGUAAGGUGGGUGAAGUCAAAUGUUUGAAUCCAGGAAAUGGUCGACAAUGUGUACCGAGAUCAUUUCUGUGUGACAGAACCAAGGACUGCGCCGACGGAAGUGACGAAGACCCAAAAUUUUGCGUUGGCAAUUGUACUGUGAACGAAAUUAGAUGUGUGUAUCCGGGCAAUGGACCAUUAUGCGUAGCAAAGACAGCCGUAUGCAACGGCAUUCGCGAAUGUACUGAUGGAAGCGACGAAGAUCAAAAGUAUUGCGUUAAGACGUGUCCUGUAAAUGAAAUACUAUGCGUGACGAGGAGCACUGGACGAACGUGCUUUAAUAAAGCAUGGAUGUGCAGCGGCGCUCGGGAAUGUACUGAUGGGAGCGAUGAAAAUCCAAACUACUGUGCUGCUGGUUGUCCGCUAGGUGAAGUACAUUGUGUGAAUCCGAAUGGUGGACGAGCAUGUGUGCCUAAGACAUCGAUGUGCAACGGCGUUCAGGAUUGUCUCGAUGGAAGUGAUGAAGAUUCGAGCUAUUGCCCGAUAGAAUGCACAGCGGAACAAAUAAGAUGUGCGAAUUCUACUGGUGGUGUAGCAUGUGUCUCUAAAUCAUCCCUAUGCAAUGGUGUUCGAGAUUGCGCCGAUGGAAGCGACGAAGAUCCAAAGUACUGCGUUACUAGUUGUAGUGCGGGAGAUAUCCGAUGUGUGAAUCCCACCAAUGGAGUAUUGUGCGUUUCAAGAUUAUCGAUGUGUGACGGAACUCGGGAUUGUAGUGAUGGAACCGAUGAAGAUGUACGAUAUUGUGCUACGGCUUGUACUUCUGCUGAAGUUCGCUGCGUGAAUACAAGUGCUGGUGGUCGAACGUGUGUACCAAAGACAUCGUUGUGCAAUGGAUUAAGGGAAUGUGUUGAUGGGAGUGAUGAAGAUCCAAAUUAUUGCCUUACCUGCACUACGACUGACGUCCGAUGUGUCAAUCCAGAAGGUGGAAAAACCUGUGUUGCAAGGUCACUGAUGUGUAAUGGUGUUCGAGAUUGUGCUGAUGGAAGUGAUGAAAAUCCGACGUAUUGUGCUUCACUUUGUAAUUCGAAUGAAAUCCAAUGCGUGAAUCCAGGCAAUGGUUCAGUUUGUAUACCCAAUUCAUUUAUGUGCAAUGGAGUUAGAGACUGCAUGGAUGGAAGCGAUGAAAGUCCAAGCUAUUGCAGAUUUUCCGCAACAACCACCAUGUCUACAACCUAUUUCCCAUUGACGACGAUGACGACAUUUCCAGCAUGUUCAUGCAUGAAUUCGGGCGUUUGUAAUUGGAAUCAGCUUUCGAACACGUAUACAUGCACUUGCACUAAUUAUGUCUAUGGUAGCCAAUGCGAAAAUCUAAACCAGUGCUUUACAAGUACACCUUGUCAGAAUGGUGCUACAUGUGUACCCGGUCCAGACAAUACAUUCACCUGUCAAUGUCCGAAUUCGUACAGUGGAAGAUUUUGCGAGCAGAGUAUACUCUCGGGAGAUAUUUGUGCGUCAAGACCAUGCAGUAAUAAUGGAACCUGCUUGAGUUUUAACAAUAAUCAGCAAUACUUUUGCCAGUGCCCUACCGGAUUUUCCGGACCAACAUGCAGCAUAGGUACAGUCAAUAAUGUGUGCGUGAGUAUUCCUGGUAUUUGCCAGAAUGGCGGAACAUGCGUGUCACACUCACCAACAUCCAUCAGUUGUCUCUGUACUCCACAAUACACAGGGACAAGAUGCGAGACGCUUAUUACUGCGACUACAUGCCAGUCCAAUCCAUCGAUGUGUUUAAAUGGCGGCUAUUGUACCCUAGCCGGCAAUACAUACCAGUGUGCGUGUCCUUAUGGCUUUACCGGACAAUAUUGCCAAAUCUCAACGGCACCAACCAAUGCACAAUGCAAUCCGAAUCCGUGUACCAACUCGGGUGAAUGUAGUAUAGUUGGUUCUGGUUUUCGAUGUAACUGUCCUCCAGGUUACAGUGGAACAUUAUGUGAAACCAAUAUUCGACCACCUACCUGCACCCUCAAUUGUUCACCGGGCUACUGCGUUUCCAAUCCAUCAGCAAAUUCACAAUAUGCUUGCUAUUGUCCUAACGGCACCAUCCAAUUAAAAUCUUGUUGA
This is a messenger RNA of Rotaria socialis, 2571 nucleotides long. The record is from the annotation of a GenBank genome assembly. NCBI's taxonomy places the organism in Eukaryota, Metazoa, Rotifera, Eurotatoria, Philodinida, Philodinidae.